GUGUUGGUCUUGCGACUUGAUAAAAAAACUCGGACAAUACAAAAAGCACAUUUUUCUCAAACAUACUUACAAAUGUAUUGAAAAUAAGAGAUUAUAUAUAAUCAGUAAUCGUUUGAAACAAAAAUUAUUAUCUUAUUCACAUACUCUUAGUCUUUCAAUAUAAGACUUGAAAUAAUAUGAUAAGACUUCAGUCAUCGUCUUCCAGUGGUCCCAAAAAGAUUGCGCUUUGAAUUUGUCUGCUCUCUAAACUUUUAAUUUAACGAAUAUGUCGAACGUUUUUGACAUCGAUACAAGCCCAGAAACUCCUGAACUUUUAGAACUGGCAAGAGUUCAAUUGAGGGAAACACCAGAAAUUAAAGAAAAGGCAUUCAAGGAACUGAGAGAAUUGUUGAAGAAAAACUCUGAUCUCAAUUACCGUGACGACGAUGCUUUCCUUCAAAUGAUUCUCAGACCAUGUCAUUGGUAUCCAGAAGGUGCAAUCAAAUUGCUACGUCAAAUUGCUGAGUUUAGAAAGGAGAAUGCGAAGUUUGUGAAAGGUUUGCUUCCUGAACAAGAAAAGAAAGCGUUUUGUGAAGGAAAUGUCAUCAACAUUUUAACUGGAAAAGAUCAAUUAGGACGUCGCGUGUUGAUUGUCAACCAAGGAAAACUUUGGAAUCCCGAUGAAGUCACAGCUGAUCAACUUUUCAAACUUUUUUAUAUGAUUCACAUUGUUGCAAUGCAAGAGUUUGCUACCCAAAUCAAUGGUGUGGUCGUUAUAAUGGAUUUUGAGGGAUUAUCAUUAAAGCAGGUGAAGGCUUUAAGUCCCGGAAGUACAAAACGUUUGUUAACAUUCAUCCAAGACGCGAUGCCUUUGCGUUUGAAGGAAGUUCAUUUUGUAAAGCAACCUUUUAUCUUCAACAUGGUUUGGACUUUAAUCAAGCCAUUUGUUAAGGAGAAGCUUAAGCAAAGGAUGUUCUUCCAUGGAGACGACAUGAAAAAGUUACACAAACAUAUUCCAGCUGAUUAUUUGCCGACAAACUACGGGGGAACUCUUCCCGCAAUUGACUAUUCUGGAAAGGAUUGGUACGGAGUCACAGAGCGAUACGUUCAAGAGUUUGAACAAUGGAACACGUACGGCUUCAAAUAAGUCAAAUUUCCUCAGCUUUUUGUUAAUGUUAAAUGAAAAUAAUUUUUUAAAAUAAAGAAUAUAUUUCAAUUUCCACCAUUA
Messenger RNA from Clunio marinus, 1207 nucleotides. NCBI's taxonomy places the organism in Eukaryota, Metazoa, Arthropoda, Insecta, Diptera, Chironomidae. The record is from the annotation of a GenBank genome assembly.